Molecule: messenger RNA, 945 nt
Organism: Polistes canadensis
Lineage: Eukaryota; Metazoa; Arthropoda; Insecta; Hymenoptera; Vespidae
Product: integrin alpha-PS2-like
Exons: 7
Coding region: 16-675 (219 amino acids)
Biological process (GO): cell-matrix adhesion; integrin-mediated signaling pathway; cell-cell adhesion
Cellular component (GO): integrin complex; external side of plasma membrane
Molecular function (GO): integrin binding
Source: RefSeq, a predicted model, not a curated record
AUUGCUUCUUCAAAGAUGCGUACGAAUUACACCGAGGCGAUUGUAGGAGCUCCGGAGGCCGAUACAUCGCAAACAGGUAUCUACAGGGGUGGCGCGGUUUACAGAUGCGACAUUGCGACCGACAACAGAUGCGACAUUAUCCACUUCGACGAUACAGGAAACAACCACGUUAGAGCUCCCUCGGAACCUAAUGGUCUGAGUCAGAUCGAUAACAAAACGCUUCAGUGGUUUGGAGCGACGGUUUCUGCCUCAAAUAUAGACGGAGGUCCGAUUAUGGCAUGCGCACCGAGAUACAUUUGGUUCUCCCUUAUACAACCAAGAUACGAUCCUGAAGAUCCGAGACCAGUGAAGGAAGCUAAGGCUGGUAAUCGAAGAGAUCCAGUCGGCACCUGCUGGGUUGUCGACAAGAAUUUCAACGAAACUCAAGAAUUUUCCCCAUGUCGAACGAGGUAUUGGGGAUACCACAGGCAAGGCUCUUGUCAGGCGGGUCUGGGUGCCGCCAUGGCUAAGAACGGCGAAAGAUUAUUUAUCGGUGCACCAGGAAGUUGGUAUUGGCAAGGUCAACUUUAUUCCAUCAGCACUUCGAUGAAAUUCCAAUUCGUGGCAACUACGUUAUUCCAACAGGAAGAAGUUGCAGGUAUCGCGUAUUUGCAGCUGACCAAAUUUAUGCCCUAAUUUCUAAUAAGUAAAACAAAAUGUGUCAGUGAUUGUCGGUUUUUUAAUCAGCUACCACCCUCACCGCCGUCGUCCAGCUUCCACCCCCCGCCCCAUUUACUUUCUUUCUUUCUUUGUUGCAAACCACUUUAAAAAUGACAAAUUAACAUGUGUUGCUUGAUAUUCCUACGCUGUUCUUUCCAAGAUUUAUAUAUGGAAAAUCUUCGAAGGAAUGUGUCUGUCGAGUAAUACAGAAUCAAAAAAUCUUUCAUUUUUCCCAUACUCGCUUGG